Messenger RNA from Passer montanus (Eurasian tree sparrow), 1808 nucleotides. It is a transcript of the gene TAFA3, whose product is annotated as TAFA chemokine like family member 3. The transcript has 6 exons. The record is from RefSeq and is a predicted model, not a curated record. Lineage: Eukaryota; Metazoa; Chordata; Aves; Passeriformes; Passeridae. Gene Ontology annotation, molecular function: receptor ligand activity. Bases 167 to 571 code for a protein of 134 amino acids.
GGUGCCGGAUGACCCGGCGGAGCGCAGCGGCCCCGGCCAUGGGCAGCGUCGGCCCCCGGCCGCACCGAGGCCACCGGCAGAUGUGCUGAUGUCUGCUCCUUGGAAAGACCUGACCCGCCUGAGGUUGGCAGAUGCACAGAUGUGACCGUGAAUCACCAGUAAAAGAAUGAGUGAGAGAGAUUUACAGAGCCUGAGCAAAUGGGUUUUCGUGCUCAGUCUCUGCCUUUCCACGCUGUGGGGACGACUGACGCUGGCCUCCACGCAUCACCACAGAAGCCAUUCAGUGCACGUGGAGCCCGGCACGUGCGAGGUCAUCGCCGCUCACCGGUGCUGCAACAGGAACAAGAUCGAGGAGCGCUCCCAGACGGUGAAGUGCUCCUGCUUCCCAGGGCAGGUGGCAGGGACGACACGGGCAGCUCCCUCCUGCGUGGACGCCUCCAUCGUGCUGCAGAAGUGGUGGUGCCAGAUGGAGCCGUGUCUGGACGGGGAGGAAUGCAAAGUGCUGCCUGACCUCUCGGGAUGGAGCUGCAGCAGUGGCAACAAAGUGAAGACCACCAAGGUCACUCGAUAGCCUCCAUGGCUGAGCAGCCUUGCCCGGUGCUCCCGUGAGCAGCAGGAGGUGGCCCAGUGCCUGCAGAGGGGGGAUGCUCCAGGGCUGCCAUGCUGCACUGCCAGCAGGACUGUGAGCUGCUGGAUCAGAGCAUCCACUGCACCCCAGCUUCCCUGGAGGCUGCAGGCAGCGAUCCCAGUGCAGCUGCCAGAAUCCCAUCGCUCCAUGGUUUCCUCCUUUUCUGUGGACACAUCCACCAACCAAGAAAUGGGCUCGUUUUCUAAUCCUGAAUAAAAUACUCCCACUGUGUAAGAGCUGUUGACAAUGCAGAGACAGACAGGCAUCAGGCCCCCAAAAUGGGCUUUAAUCUGAAUGGCUGAAGUCAUUGCUGUGGGUUGCCUUUCCCUGCCUCCUGAGAUGCUGAAUCCAAGUUGCAUUGGAAUCAGGAAGUCAGUGGUUAUGUGAAGCCCUUCCCCUUGUGGCUCCUGCUCCUGGGGUUCCUAGGAGCAGCUGCUGAGCUCCAGACUGAUCCUGAGUCACUGGGGGCUGCUCUGCCCUCGGAGUCUGGGCUUUCCCUGCCCCACUGCUGUGACCACAGGCAGCAGAUGUGGCAGUGCAGUCAGAGGGUGUCUGACACCCUGUUGGCUCCCAGGGAUGGUGAGAUGUCUCCAUGGUGCAUGCUGCUGGUUUCUCCUUUCUCAGUAAUUGCAUUAAUCAGGUUGCAAAUUUAAUGUUUUGCACCAUGCAAAUCCCAGGCACUGAGUUUCUGCUUGUGUUUGCAAUUGAAUUUCAGACUCGUGUGAGGCGAUCUCUCUGUCUGCAGCUCUGGGGUGUCUGGGGCAUCAGACAGGGCCUCAGACCAAGGUAGAUUUUGUUGUAGUAAUCCAAAAUAAAGAAAAAUAUACCACCUCCUGGCCCUGAGCUCAUGACCUUCUCCAGGACACACCGUUUUCUGUGGUGUGGCAACUCAAGGUGGGGGAGAAUUUGAGCGCUGUGCCCCUGAUGUCAGAGGUGCUUGGGACCCUGGGGCUGUGGGACCAGCACCUCCAGCCCUGCUCUGUGCCUGCUCUGGGACCCUGCAGGGGGUGUGCUGGUGCAGGAGGGGCUGGAGAUGGUGUGAGCACCACGGCAGUGAGGGGAUCACUGGUGUGUUUGCUGCCACUGCCUCCUGCCCUGGCGCCCACCACAGGACUCAUUAUUGAGACAUUUUUGUAAUGGGGUAUGUAAUACCCUCUCCAGAUGUGAUGUAAAUACCAGA